AUGUCGCCGACCUUCAUCGGCCUCAAGGGCCAGAACCUCGUCUACGCCGUGACAUUCUGCUGCUCAAUUGGCUUCCUGCUCUUCGGUUAUGACCUUGGCUUCAUGGGCGGGCUGACCACAUCGCCCGAGUUCCUCGCGGUCUUCGGGAACCCGAACGCGUCAUUGCUAGCCUUCCUGGUAGCCUCGUACGAGGUCGGGGCACUGCUGGGCGCGCUUUUCCAGUUCCUGCAGGGUGAUCACUUCGGCCGCAAGCCGAACAACCUGGCCGGCGCAGUGAUCGUUUCGAUCGGAGCGAUCCUGCAAGCAUCGACCUUCGGACUGGCGCAGUUCCUCGUCGGCCGGAUCGUCGCGGGCUUCGGGCUCGGCAUGAUGACGACGGUGAUUCCGAUCUGGUUGUCCGAGUGCAGUAUCCCGCAAUCCCGGGGCCGCAUGAUGGCCAUGCAGCUGUCUAAUCUGAUUGUCGGGCUGAUUCUAGCCAACUGGCUUGACUAUGGCCUCGCCGCGUACUCCGGCUCGGUGCAGUGGCGGUUUCCGUGCGCGUUUCAGAUCGUUUUCUGUGUGCUUGUUCUGGCGUUUAUGCCCUUUCUGCCGGAGUCGCCGCGGUAUCUAUGCGCCAAGGGUGAGACCAGCAGUGCCCGAGUUGUGCUGGCUGCUUUGAGAGGCGGAUUCCCGGACGAUGCGGUGGUGGUUGAGGAACUGAAGGAGAUUCAGUAUGCGAUUACGGUCGAGGCCGACGAGGCCGGGUCUUGGAAGGACGUGUUCAAGGACAACGGCAUGAGUGGUUCGACAAGGGUUGCGAUCGGGUGUGCCGCCAACCUCUGCCAGCAGAUGUCUGGUGUGAAUGUCAUGGGCUCGCUCGGGCCUUACGUGUUUCAGGAUUCCAUCGGGAUGAACAGAAAAAAUGCGAUGCUAGUCUCGGGUGGUCUGCAGGUAUUCUACUUUUUAAGCAGCCUGAUCCCCUGGUGGGCGAUUGACAGGGCUGGACGUCGACGACUAUUCAUGAUCGGAUCUACUGGGAUGGGGGUGUGCAUGCUGCUCUCUGCGAUCUUCGUGGGAAUCGGGACUAAAAAUCUGGGCUAUGCUGCAGCCGUCGCACUAUAUAUUUUUCAGUCAUUCUUCACGGUGGGAUGGCAGUCCAACAUGUGGAUCUAUCCGAGUGAACUACUACCCUUGAAGCUGCGACUGCGCGGCGGAGCCCUAGCGGUUGUGUCGCAGUGGCUGUUUACGUUCCUGGUGGUUGAAAUCACGCCUGUCAUGAUCACCAACAUUGGGUACAAGAGUUAUAUUGUUUUUGCGGUGAUCAACUUUGCUACCGUGCCGCUGGUUUAUUUUUGGUUCCCGGAGACCAGCAGGAUGCCUCUCGAAGCGGUUGAUUUAUUGUUUGCGGAUCGCAAUGGGCAGAGGCCUUCGCUGUUUCAAGUCGUUCGGGACUCCACCAACAAAGAAUUUGUGAUGGAGAUGGAGAGACAACUUCAAGAGAGAGCACGGAUGAGGACUAGGGACACACAAGCCGAGGAUAAGACUGAGCACUUGGAAGUGGAAAUAGCUUAA
This is a messenger RNA of Penicillium alfredii, 1551 nucleotides long. RefSeq names its product sugar porter family MFS transporter. The record is from RefSeq and is a predicted model, not a curated record. Gene Ontology annotation, molecular function: carbohydrate:proton symporter activity. The transcript has a single exon. NCBI's taxonomy places the organism in Eukaryota, Fungi, Ascomycota, Eurotiomycetes, Eurotiales, Aspergillaceae. Gene Ontology annotation, cellular component: membrane. Gene Ontology annotation, biological process: carbohydrate transport; transmembrane transport. Bases 1 to 1551 code for a protein of 516 amino acids.